UCCUUCGGGCCACACCUGGGCCUUACUCCCAGGAAGCUGCGGUCUCGCGGCUCCUCUCGGUGCCGUCUCAGGUCUCUUACCUCCAGAAAGAAAAAAAAAUUGACACCUUGUACGCUGGAAGUACAUUUUAGGAGUCUGAAAUUAGGGACUUCUUUCAAAUUUGGAAUAUGGCUAAUCGAGGAGCAUCAAGACCCAACGGGCCAAAUAUUGGAAAUAAAAUAUGCCAGUUCAAACUAGUACUUCUCGGAGAGUCUGCUGUUGGCAAGUUAAGCCUCUUGCUUCGUUUGGUGAAAGGCCAGUUUCAUGAAUUUCAAGAGAGUACCACUGGGGUAAAAUUUGAAAUAUGGGAUACAGCUGGUCAAGAACGAUACCAUGACCUAGCACCAGUGUACUACAGAGGUGCACAAGCAGCCAUAGUUGUGUAUGAUAUCACAAAUGAGGAGUCCUUUGCAAGAGCAAAAAACUGGGUUAAAGAACUUCAGAGGCAAGCAAGUCCUAACAUUGUAAUAGCUUUAUCAGGAAACAAGGCUGACCUAGCAAACAAAAGAGCUGUAGAUUUCCAGGAAACACAGUCUUAUGCAGAUGACAACAGUUUAUUAUUCAUGGAAACAUCAGCUAAAACUUCAAUGAAUGUAAAUGAAAUAUUCAUGGCAAUAGCUAAAAAGCUACCAAAGAAUGAACCACCGAAUCCUGGAGCAAAUUCUGCUAGAGGAAGAGGAGUAGACCUUACUGAACCUAAACAGCCAACCAGGAGUCAGUGUUGUAGUAACUAAACCUCCAGUAUGAGCUAGCUGGAACAUUCUGCUUCCUAAUUGUUAAUAACAAUGGAAUUGGAGCAUUUAACCGGCCCAGUAUGACUUCAAAAAGAAGAGACUUAUGAUAGAGACAAGUUUCUAAUACAGAAUUAUUUUAAGUGUUUUGAAAUUAAUUUUUAAUAACCUGCAUGUGUCCCUCUGACUAAUGUUUCAGCAAUAGAAAGGGAAAAAUGAGAACUGUGUGCAUAACUGUUUCAUUGGAAAGCUGAGGGGGGAAUCCUUUCUCAUCAUUAGAAAUAAAGACAGUGACUAUCUGGACCCAUGUUUAAACCAUUCAGUUUCUCCAAACUGUAACAACAAUCAUCUGUGAAAAAUAUGUGGAAAUUAUUAAUUUGGCUUUUGAAAAACAAUUUUAGAAGGAGAUUCUAAAAAUAUUUAUGCUCAGCUAAUAAUAAUUUCAGGCAAAUGAUAAUUUCUUCUGUUACAUUCCACAUUUUAAUAAGUCACACACACACACACACACACACACACACA
Messenger RNA from Castor canadensis (American beaver), 1289 nucleotides. NCBI's taxonomy places the organism in Eukaryota, Metazoa, Chordata, Mammalia, Rodentia, Castoridae. The record is from RefSeq and is a predicted model, not a curated record.